AUUUCGAAUAACAAACAUUUGGUUUGGAAUCAAAGUGAAUAAUAAUUGGAAAUUGCUCAUACGAUAAGUCGAUAUUCAAUAAUAAUCAGAUAAAAUUGAUGUCAUUACAUUUGGUGAAUGAAUUUCCAAAUCAAAAUGAAUCGUGUUCUUAAAUAUUCAGCAAUAACUGGUGGAGUUGCACUUACCGGAUUGAGUCUUCGCGCAAAUAAUUACGAUGUAAACUCCCUUGGAAUAGUUCGAUUAUCACGAGCAGCACUCACCGUUUAUGACAUUGCUUGUUUGUAUCGCCAAAAUCUAUAUAAAAGGGAAUGGGACAAAACGUCACCCGAAUAUAAAGCCAAAAAAAGUCAAACACAUACAGUCGCUGCUGGUAAACUGCUCGAUUUAAUUUGUAUAAAUAAGGGAGUUUACAUUAAGGUUGGCCAACACAUUGGAUCAUUGGAUUACUUGAUACCGCCAGAAUAUGUUCGAACCAUGAAAGUGCUACAAAGCAAUGCACCAAAGAAUCCCAUCGAAGAUCUCUACAAAGUCAUACGACAGGAUCUCAAUGUGAAUCCGGAAGAUUUAUUCGAGUCAUUUGAUGCAGAACCACUUGGCACCGCAUCAUUGGCACAAGUACACCGUGCCACACUGAAGAAUGGCCAAGAAGUGGCGGUGAAAGUGCAACAUCCAUACGUAAUGGGAAAUAGUGGUGUUGACAUAAAAACAAUGGAAUAUUUGUGUAAAAUCAUGUCGAUUGUAUUUCCUGACUUCAAAAUGCAGUGGCUGGUGGACGAGUCAAAGAAGAAUCUACCGUUUGAAUUGGACUUUUUAAACGAAGGACGCAAUGCGGAGAAAGCAGCCGACAUGUUCAAGGACUAUAAAUGGCUUAAAGUGCCGAAAAUAUUCUGGGACAUUUCAUCGAAACGUGUACUAGUUAUGGAAUACUUAAAUGGAGGUCAAGUCAAUGACUUGGACUAUAUUAAGUCAAAUCAAAUUGAUACUUAUGAUGUUGCAAAUAAAAUUGGUCAAUUAUAUUCAAAUAUGAUUUUCAUCAAUGGAUUUGUGCACAGUGACCCACAUCCCGGCAAUAUUCUAGUUCGCAAAUCGAAGAAAGGCGAAAACGAAAUUAUUCUUCUCGACCACGGGCUCUAUGCUAAUUUGACAAAUGAAUUCCGAUACGAGUACUCCAAACUGUGGCUGAGUAUCUUGAAUGUGGAUCGUAAUGGGAUGUGCUAUCACGCGAGUAGAUUGGGAAUCAAAGGAGAUUUGUAUACGCUGUUUGCGUGUAUGUUAACCGGUCGAUCGUGGAAAAGUGUUAUUUCUGGCAUCAAUCGGAAAAAACCAAAUGCAACCGAAAAGGAUCUUGUUCAAACGAAGAGCACAAAGAUGUUGCCAUCGAUAUCCGAUGUCUUAGAGCAAGUCGAUCGACAAAUGUUACUGAUUCUUAAAACAAAUGAUUUGAUUCGCGGCAUUGAAACUACUCUUCAAACGCAGUAUCGCAUGACAUCAUUUUGGAUAAUGUCGAAAUGCUGCAUCGAAUCAGCGGCCAGACAAGAAAUUCAUCAGUCCAAAUCCAAUUGGCAACGAUUUGCAAAAACUCUUCAGAAAAAUUGGUCGAUAUUUAAAUUGAAUAUUUUUUAUUUAUACAUGGGCAUUGUUAAUUCGAAUCUGUUUUUAACAUUUCGUCAAUUAUCAUAAUUUACAUAUUUAAAUAUUACAGCAACAAUUCGUUUUGCGUAAUUCAUAAAAACAAAGGAAAAUGUCAAUUUCAUGAUGACGCACGUAGACCAGACAUUCUAGGCUUGCAUAUAAAUUUAUCUUAUCUCUAGCUUUCAAAUGUAAUUAAAAUUGAUAGUAACGUUUUUCUCAAUAAAUAUUUCAUUUAUUGUAGUUGAA
Messenger RNA from Contarinia nasturtii (swede midge), 1878 nucleotides. Its product is annotated as aarF domain-containing kinase-like. Gene Ontology annotation, molecular function: protein kinase activity; ATP binding. Gene Ontology annotation, biological process: lipid homeostasis; mitochondrion organization; protein phosphorylation. The transcript is spliced from 4 exons. Gene Ontology annotation, cellular component: mitochondrial inner membrane. The coding region runs from base 118 to 1680 and encodes 520 amino acids. NCBI's taxonomy places the organism in Eukaryota, Metazoa, Arthropoda, Insecta, Diptera, Cecidomyiidae. The record is from RefSeq and is a predicted model, not a curated record.